Dendrobium catenatum is the source of this 525-nucleotide messenger RNA. Its product is annotated as hydroxyacylglutathione hydrolase 1, mitochondrial-like. The record is from RefSeq and is a predicted model, not a curated record. NCBI's taxonomy places the organism in Eukaryota, Viridiplantae, Streptophyta, Magnoliopsida, Asparagales, Orchidaceae. The transcript is spliced from 4 exons. Gene Ontology annotation, molecular function: hydroxyacylglutathione hydrolase activity. Bases 40 to 510 code for a protein of 156 amino acids.
AAAACACCCUAUUUUCUCCCACCACCAUCUUAGCUCGCGAUGCUCUCCAGGGUUUCCUCCUUGAUGGCCUCUCUACCCUGCUCCAAGGUUACAAGACAACCAUUAAUGCUGCCUAACAUGAGAAAAAACUGGUUUGGAAAGCAUUUGCUUUAUGGCUUGGGCACUCUGGUUCUGAGACCUAUCAAAUUAUUGCGGGGUGGAACUCAGCUGCUGGGAGUGUCUCAUUUCUGUAGUAUCUCUAAUAUAGAUUCUUCCCUGCAUAUAGAAUUGGUUCCAUGCCUCCGAGAUAAUUAUGCAUAUCUAUUGCAUGAUUUGGACACCGGUACAGUUGGAGUCAUCGAUCCCGCUGAAGCUUUUCCUGUCAUAAACGUCCUAACACAAAGAAAUCAGAAUUUAACAUACAUACUGAAUACUCAUCAUCACUAUGAUCACACUGGUGGGAAUAUGGAGUUAAAAGAAACAUAUGGUGCAAAGUUCCUCUUGAAAUGGUUUAAAAUUGUUCCCGAGUGAAGUCAUUGAGUUUCU